CUACAAAACUUCAUUCUAUUAUGAAGUUGGAAUAACGGUUAGAGGUGACACUUUGAGUCUUUGAUCAAAACUAGGUUCUUCAAGAGUUACAACAAUGGCAUUGGCAUCUAUUCCAAAACUAGUGCUUGGAUCCGUUGCCUUUGCAAUCUUUUGGAUGCUAGCAGUUUUUCCUGCUGUGCCAUUCCUUCCCAUUGGAAGAACUGCAGGGUCGUUGUUAGGUGCAAUGUUGAUGGUCAUAUUCCAAGUUAUUAGUCCAGAUCAAGCAUAUGAAGCAAUCGAUCUUCCAAUUCUAGGUCUACUUUUCGGCACAAUGGUAGUUAGUGUUUACCUGGAAAGAGCUGACAUGUUCAAAUACAUAGGAAAAUUGCUUUCUUGGAAAAGCAGAGGAGCAAAGGACUUACUCUUCAGAAUUUGUGUGAUUUCUGCUGUUUCAAGUGCUCUUUUCACCAACGACACUGCUUGUGUUGUUCUCACAGAAUUCAUAUUGAAAAUCGCAAAGCAACACAACCUCCCACCACACCCUUUGUUGCUUGCACUUGCCACAAGUGCUAACAUUGGCUCUGCAGCAACUCCAAUUGGGAACCCUCAAAACCUUGUCAUAGCAGUUGAGGGUAAAAUUUCAUUUGGGCAAUUUCUGAUUGGUGUUCUUCCAGCUAUGGUUGUAGGGGUUGUAAUGAAUGAUUUGAUUCUCAUGGUCAUGUAUUGGAGGGUGUUGUCUAUUCAAAAGGAUGAAGAGGAUCCACUAGCAAGUCAUGCAGCAGAGGAAGAGGUUAAUUCUCAUCACUUUUCCCCAGCCACAAUGUCUCAUUUUAGCUCACUCAACUCUGAACAGUGGAAUACACGCAUGGAAAAUUUCAAUCUUCCGAGUUCCCCUCACGUUCAGACUCUAAGAAACCGAUCGGUAGUGGGUGAUGGUGAAAUCGACAGGGUUCUCAGUAACACGUUGGAUUCCACGAGAAACUCAAAUGCAUCAAAGGAGGAGACAAAUGGUAUGAGUUAUGAGACACGUGAGGAAACUACUAGUCCUUCAAAAACUGAUGCGAAAGGGGUUAAACCAGUUGUGGAAACUGUCUUGAACACUUUAGAAGUAAAGGAGAAUUUGAGUGUAAGAUGGAGAUAUAUACUAUGGAAGUCGUGUGUUUACAUAAUCACAUUGGGAAUGUUGGUUGCAAUGCUUCUUGGUUUGAAUAUGUCAUGGAGUGCUAUUUCAGCUGCUCUAGCUUUGGUUGUUCUUGAUUUCCAAGAUGCUGGACCAUCCUUAGAAAAGGUUUCUUAUUCACUGUUGAUAUUCUUUUGUGGAAUGUUCAUAACAGUAGAUGGUUUCAAUAAAACUGGAAUUCCAGGUGCUCUUUGGGAGGUUAUGGAACCUUAUUCUCGAGUUGACCGUGCUAGUGGAAUAGCAAUACUUGCUCUGGUUAUACUUAUCUUAUCAAAUGUGGCUUCUAAUGUUCCAACUGUUCUAUUACUCGGAGGACCGGUUGCAGCCUCAGCUGCUGCAAUCUCGCAAGAAAGUGAAAAGAAAGCAUGGUUGAUACUGGCUUGGGCAAGCACAGUUGCAGGAAACUUGUCACUUCUAGGAUCAGCAGCAAACUUAAUAGUGUGUGAACAAGCUCGCCGUACUCCUAACAUUGCAUACACUUUAACUUUCUGGAACCAUCUCAAAUUUGGUCUUCCUUCAACUCUCGUAAUCACUGCUAUUGGUUUGACACUCAUAAGAUGAUUAUACUAAUAAUUUCAUUCAACACAAAUACUUAUAGUAGAAUAAGCUUA
Molecule: messenger RNA, 1770 nt
Organism: Vigna unguiculata (cowpea)
Lineage: Eukaryota; Viridiplantae; Streptophyta; Magnoliopsida; Fabales; Fabaceae
Product: silicon efflux transporter LSI3 pseudogene
Source: RefSeq, a predicted model, not a curated record